AUGUCAUGUACAACACUCAUAUUGUACACAUGUUCACCUGUCUUUGUUACUCCAUACUUUGUACACAAAGAUGUAGCUGACUCACAACCUCUCAGAUUUACCUAUUACGAUAACGUGAGCAGCUGCACUCUCUCUGGCCGUAGUUCUGAGGGCAGCAUCAACCUAGAGAAGACACUAGCUAGGUACUACAGGCUAAGCAACCCCAAAGAUGACAAUGGCUCUGACUACGAGAAUGUAAACAAAAAUGGCGAUUCCGAGUACGAAAAUGUGAAUGAGGAUGGUGACUCUGAAUACGAAAAUGCCAAAGAUUUUGAUGACUCUGACAGUGAGAGCAUCAGAGAGUUCUUCUACCCUAGUGUCCCCCUAGAGCGUAAAAAUUACGAUUUAGAAAAGCCUCCACACAGUAUCCAGCAAUUACCAGACAAUAGAAUGGGCAGUUUUAGGCCACAUAAUCUAGCUCUGCCGGAGCUCCAGUCGUCAUGCUACACAGCAGAUUGCGAGUGUUCAGACUCAGAAUCUAGUAUCUCACAGUGGCAGGAUGAUGAUGAUGAUGAGGACUUUAGGUAUAUGAAUUCAGACCUGCCUGAUUGUGACAACCCAUUUUGGCAUGAGGGGAACUACACCUCACCUGAAAGUGAUGACCCUUUUUGGGACGGGAACACCAAUGCUUGUGCCUCAGACAGGGAGCUUCAUCAGCGUGGCAGAGAAUCGGAUAGUCUCUAAUUCAGGAACAGGAUAAAAGAAAAGAGGGGAACUAGAGGAAAAGAAGAAAAUGAAUACCCUCAGGUACCCGAACCCAAUAUCUCUGGGAAUCGC
This is a messenger RNA of Penaeus vannamei (Pacific white shrimp), 816 nucleotides long. The record is from RefSeq and is a predicted model, not a curated record. Lineage: Eukaryota; Metazoa; Arthropoda; Malacostraca; Decapoda; Penaeidae.